GAAGGAAACCUAUUGGCUGCCGCCUCUUAGGGAGGCUCCCAGGGGAGGAGCUGCCUCGCCCCUGAAGGAACUAGCCUUCCAGACCUCCGGUUCUGAGGGAGAGGUCUCUCCACUGCUUCUCUGCCCCACCCAUCCUCAUCCUUCCAGUGGGCGCCACUGCACCCACAGUCAUGGUUCUCGCCUGCGCAGGAGCCCUGGCCACCUCCCUCUCCUCCAAGGUCCUGUGUGCAGCCAGCCUGGCCCAGAUGGGUGGGGUGGCCGGAGUGUCCUCACUGGGGAAGGCUCUGGCAGCCAUGAACCCUGCUGUGUGCACCCUGGGGUCCAUGCUGGGGUCCCUGCAGGGCUCCAUUUUGCUGGUGUCUCCUGUGGCAGCCAAGGUUGCUGCAGCUGCAGUGGGAGGAGCCCUGUCCGUGGGCUCUGUGCCUGUGGUCCUGGGUGCGGUGGGCUUUACUGGGACGGGAAUCACGGCCUCCUCUAUUGCGGCCAAGAUGAUGUCUGCAGCUGCCAUCGCCAACGGGGGAGGAGUGGCUGCCGGCAGCCUGGUGGCGACCCUCCAGUCUGUGGGGGCAGCUGGACUGUCUGCCUCCUCCAACAUCCUUCUGGGCUCUGCCGGGUCUGCUCUCGGGGCCUGGCUGUGUGACGUAGAGAGCUGGCUGCCUUCUUCUCUUGGUGGCGGACUGGUUCCUGAAGGGGCGCAGGCCUUCUGUGGUGGGUCCAUCCCUGAAGGGGAGCAGGCCUUCUGUGAUGGAGCGGAAGUUGUAGCACCUCAGGGUGACACCCCCCCCCCUACAGUACCUUCUGAUACUGUUCAGUCAUGAGAAAUAAAGGGUGACCUGUCA
Messenger RNA from Erinaceus europaeus (western European hedgehog), 839 nucleotides. Its product is annotated as interferon alpha-inducible protein 27-like protein 2. The transcript is spliced from 6 exons. Bases 171 to 818 code for a protein of 215 amino acids. The record is from RefSeq and is a predicted model, not a curated record. Lineage: Eukaryota; Metazoa; Chordata; Mammalia; Eulipotyphla; Erinaceidae. Gene Ontology annotation, cellular component: mitochondrion; membrane. Gene Ontology annotation, biological process: apoptotic signaling pathway.